UUGGAAUAGUUAGUCAAUGGCGAGUUUGUUUUCCCGGAAGACCGAGAUUGAAAACUGUACAGAGGGGGUUCUUGAGAUACGAGAGGUCGAGAGAGGUGAUGAAUCGGGGGGCACGCUAUUCGCUACGAUGCCACCUAAGGAUCGCAAGGUGAUAAAAGCCAAGACAUUCCUAGAUCGUAGUUCUUAUGAUGGUGUUCCCAGAACAGUUCAUGUCAGCGCAACAACUGCUAAAGGUACGAAGACAACGAUGUUCCUUCCAGCACAGUUUUUCGCUAACCACGAACGAAUCGUCUUUAAGCUAGACGGGGAAAAACUAGUGGCGGUGGAGCAGAAACAAUCCCCAGAAUCCUCAUCAUCAGGGACUCGUUAAAAUAUGGGCUAGUUUGUUAUUGUUUUGCUUUCAAUAAAACUGCUUUUAAUGUUUGUAAAGUAAAAGCAAUUAGAGCGUUUGACAAUCUGAGUUUGUAAACGUAAUGUGAGCGUUGUAAAAUUUUUAUGUAAAACUGUUCUGAUUGUGUACCAUAAUAAAAAGGUAUUAAUUU
Prunus mume (Japanese apricot) is the source of this 542-nucleotide messenger RNA. RefSeq lists its product as uncharacterized. NCBI's taxonomy places the organism in Eukaryota, Viridiplantae, Streptophyta, Magnoliopsida, Rosales, Rosaceae. The record is from RefSeq and is a predicted model, not a curated record.